UUACUUUAGCGGCAACGGCAGCGGCAGUGACAGUGGUGUAGUGGCGACGGAAUGUAGUUGAUCGGUGGUUACUUAACGUGUUGCGGUAAAAAGAGUCAAUAGUAGUUGAUGACGUCGACUCGACGAUUGUGACGUAUCGUUGUAUCAAGAAUUCGGACUAUUCGAUUCUCCUUCUUUCUUCCUUCCCUCUCUCUUGUCAUCGAUCCAUGGAUCUCUGCCGAACGAUCGAUAGCGUCUUUCUCGCGCUAACAAUCUGCGACCUGCUGCACAUUCCGUCACUUGCGACGAUCGUAAUUUUGCUGUGACGCUGGUAUCAUUCAUCCGUCGACUGUGAGAACGAUCAUGCUAAUAAGCAAGAUUUAAUGUCAGUGUAAUACAUAGCACGUGAAUUUUAUUGUUUCUCAUCAAGAAGGUGCCGAAGAAUCGAAAAUGGAUGGCCUCGUUGAGAUUUUUCUUUUUUGCGGAGUACUCUGUUAUUUCUUCAAUCUCAGACCCAAUAAUAUGGUGGAUGUCUUAUCUACGCGUCUCCAGGAGGUGUAUGCCAAAUGGGAGUCUAAGGCAGAAAUAACGCGAAAUGCAAAACCUACAACCACUCGAUUUUCAUUGGAUGGUCUUCGGAGAGCUGGGGAACACUUCCAGAGAAGAAAAAUUCAGGAAAAGGAAGAAAUGCGGAAGUUCCGCGAGAGUUCAUUGUUCGAUAUCAAAGAGAACGCAUUCUCUAUGACUUUAAUCGGAAGAAGCCCGUUUUCACGCCGUUGCUGUUAUAACUGCACACCGGUUUCUAGAAAAUCAAUAUCAUUAAUUGAAGAACAACCAUUCGAUUUGAACAUACUUAUGGUGAAACCAGGUUCUUCGUUUUUCUCGAAAGUGUUUAAUUAUGCAUCGCAAGUCUCUAGCUUUAAAAGAUUCGACUAUCCAAUGGUCACACAAACAGUACUGAAUAAUAAAAGAUUAAAGGAAGUUAUCGAACUAACUGUUUGCAAGAAUACUAAUAAUGAGAAUUAUAUUGAAGAAGAAGAGCUCGCAAAAGCAAAAGACAAAGCCAAAAGUAUAUUACUGCAGAUGGAAAGCAAAUGCAGUGACGUCCUCCUUAAAAUAGUUGCAUGGCUAAUGUAUAAAUUGCUCCCUUGUUUUAUACAAUCGGCCGUUGUGGUGCCUCCUCAAGUUGAAGUAUUGAAGAAGGCGAAUGACACAGGUUUACCGCUCGUGUUUUUGCCCUUGCAUCGCAGUCACUUGGAUUAUAUAAUGAUCAGCUUCAUUAUGGUCGUAAAUAACAUGAGGAAUCCGUUAAUUGCAGCCGGGGACAACUUAAAGAUCCCUUUUUUUGGAUGGCUCUUAAGAGGUUUGGGUGCUUUUUUUAUCAAGCGUCGUAUGGAUGCCAUAGUAGGACGUAAAGAUGUUCUUUAUCGCACAAUUCUUCAAACAUAUAUCAUGGAAAGUUUACGGGUUGGACACAACAUGGAAUUUUUUUUGGAAGGUGGCCGCACACGAACUGGCAAGCCUUGCAUGCCCAAGAGUGGCAUCUUGAGCGUCAUUAUUGAUGCGUACAUGAAUCGUACCAUCGAAGACGCAUUAUUGAUACCUGUAGGGAUAAAUUAUGAACGAUUAGUGGAUGGAAAUUUUGUUCGAGAACAAUUAGGACAACCAAAAAAAAUGGAGACUUUUGCAUCGACGAUCAAGGCCAUGUGGUCAAUUUUAAGGGGUCAUUAUGGUAUUGUCAAGAUUAACUUCUGUCAACCAUUUUCUCUUAAGGAUACAGUGGAAACUUUUAAAAAUCAACAAAAUAUAAGACCAUUGCCGGAACGACCCUUAAAAUCAUCCACAUCGAGUUCGUCUAUUUAUGGUACAGAUGUCGUUAUGGAAGAUCAUCGUCAAUUAGUGGACAGAAUUGCCAGACACGUUGUGUAUGAUUCUUCUAAAUCCACACCUAUUAUGUCGACCAACGUUGUUGCAUUUUUACUAUUAAAUAAGUUUAGAGACGGUUGUACGUUAGAUAAAUUAGUCCAGGCGUUUGAUUUGAUACAAAAGGAGUUAUCAAUAAAGAAUGAUGUAGCGUUUUGUGGGGAGAGCAUUGAUAUCAUUAAACAUGCGCUGGAUAUCUUGGGUCCUGGUUUAGUAACACAACAGCGACAGGAGAUUACUGACGUCGACAAUCAAUCUAUCAAAUCUAUCGUUGUCACCGCAAUCCGUCCCGUAUCAAUUGUACCGAACGUAAUAGAGCUCUCCUACUACAGCAAUACCAUAUUGGUACACUAUGUUAUGGAUAGCAUAAUAAUAACUGCUUUGUAUGCUGAAUUGCAAUCUCAAAUUAACGAUCCUGUCGCAAUUGCCGAAAACAAUAUUACAGUGUAUGAACAAAAUUUGAUCGAACGAGCGCUCAAAUUAUGCGACAUUCUGAAGUAUGAAUUUAUUUUUUGUAAGCCAUGUCAGGAAUUAACAAAGGUGAUUUUUGAAACGAUAGAAAAGAUAUCAGAAACAGGGCUUAUCACUAAGGAGGAGAACGUUUAUCAUGAAAGACUGGCGACCCGAAAAUUAUCAAAAAAACUCUUUUUUGAUGAUAUCGAUCCUUGGUGCGAGGAGUUCCUGACGAAAAAGGCAAUUGAAACAACGCAAUAUAAACUGAGUUUAAUGCCGGAACAUUCCACGCACAUGGAAUUUUUGCAUACGAUAUUACGAUCAUUAAUCGAUACGUACAUAUGCAGUGCCUUUAAUUUAAGGAAGUUGGUCGGUCACUCACUCUGUGAACGAGAUUUAGUACAAGAAGUAUUGAACGAGAUCAAAACAAAUUUAGAUCGUGGUAUAAUCAGUUACGGAGAAAGUUUAUGCGUCGAUCCAAUAAAGAAUUCUUUUAAGCUUUUUGAAAAGUGGAACAUCGUAGAAUGCUGCAUGCAGGAGAACCUUAAAAUGUUUUAUUUGAAAGAGGAGUAUAAUACAGACAAAGCAACAGAAGAUCUAUAUGAUACCAUAGCGGCUUUCAAAUGGACCAGAAAUAUGAAAUAAAAACAUAAAUCUGUUUCUAUUCUAAUCAAAAAAUGUCUUUCUAAAUCACUAUUCUUUUUUUUUAUGGAUUUUCAUAUUUUGCAAAAAGAUUUAUAAAAAUGAUUUCUUUUUUCUCUUUAUUUUUCUAGUAGUAAAAGAUGGGAUCAGAUAUGUUAUAAAUAAUUGAUAGUGAUUAUCUAUGUAUAGUACUAUUGUAGAUCAUUGUAGAGUAUAUGUAUAUACAAAAUGCUAUUAUGUAAUAUACUCUAUAAUAAUCGAUAUCAUGUGCAUUGUAAAUUCACAUCUUUCUAAGAUUUAUAAAUAAGAGAAAAGUAGUAAUAUA
Messenger RNA from Odontomachus brunneus, 3322 nucleotides. It is a transcript of the gene mino, whose product is annotated as glycerol-3-phosphate acyltransferase 1, mitochondrial. The record is from RefSeq and is a predicted model, not a curated record. The coding region runs from base 430 to 3000 and encodes 856 amino acids. NCBI's taxonomy places the organism in Eukaryota, Metazoa, Arthropoda, Insecta, Hymenoptera, Formicidae. Gene Ontology annotation, cellular component: mitochondrial membrane. The transcript has 13 exons.